AGAGGGACACACUCCUCACACUCGCUCCGAUCACACUGCUGCUCGUCGCUUCCACUCCAGACUGGGAAGGAGGGAUGAGCUGUGUCAGCUGGGGUCCGGUGUGUGUGACAGAAAGCCGUGAGCAGACAGUGCGUGCUGAGUGCCGGUGAGCGGCGGGACGUUCAACAUGAGCGUGUAGCGCGGUUCGCCCUGCACUCGCUCACUGUAGCCCGAUGACGGCUAAUCCGAUUAUCUAGCAGGGCAGCAGACGCCUCGGCUCUGGAGACAGAAGUAGCGCGCAGCGGACCGAAGUGCUGGAGAUUCAGCGACAUUCAGCUGCCACAGCCAUGAACCCCCACACCAUCACCCUGCUGCUUCUUACAGUCUUCUCAACGCUGCCCUCUUCGUGCCCGUCUCAGUUCCCAACCUCGCUCAUGAUAAAGGAAUGGGUGGAUCAGAUGCAGCAGGAACUGGUCACUCUGGCAGACACGGGCAGCGCGGGAAGGAGUCUAGCACAGAUCUUUAUGGAAAAUCAGCAUUACUACACUGUGGAACCCAACAAUGCAGCAAAGCUGGUGGAAAAUGCAGCACGGAAUAUAGAGAAUUUCCUUAAAAAGCGUGCAAAAGCUCUGGAGGCUCUGGCAGCUGCUGCAGAAACCUCCCAGAUGGAGCAUCAAUGGAAGGAUGAGUUUGCAGACGAUGAGAUAGUCUAUUACAAUGCCAAGGACAAUCUUGAAGCUAACGAAACAGAUGGAAGAAUAAACCGGAUCAGACCAGAAUUUAAAGAAGACCUCUCAUUUAAAAAUCGCCUCAUCUCUUACAACCAUACAGCUGUGCACAUCCCUACGGACAUAUAUGACGGCUCCACCAUUGUGCUGAAUGAGCUGAACUGGACAGAAGCCUUGGAGGAUGUGUUUAAGAAGAACAGGGAGGAAGACCCCACUCUACUCUGGCAGGUGUUCGGCAGCGCUACAGGACUGGCCCGCUAUUACCCUGCUUCUCCUUGGAAAGAUGCCCGGAAAACACCAAGUAAAAUCGACCUGUAUGACGUCCGUCGCCGACCCUGGUAUGUACAGGGUGCUGCCUCGCCUAAGGACAUGCUGAUUCUGGUGGAUGCGAGCGGCAGCGUGUCUGGAUUAACUCUUAAACUCAUUCGAACAUCCGUCAGCGAGAUGCUGGAGACACUUUCUGAUGAUGACUAUGUCAAUGUGGUGAACUUUAACACAAGAGUGAACAAUACAGCGUGUUUUGACCAUCUGGUCCAGGCCAACGUGCGCAAUAAGAAGAUCCUGAAAGACGCCGUGCAGAACAUCACAGCUAAGGGCAUUACCAACUACACAAAGGGGUUUGAAUUUGCCUUCAAACAGCUCUCAGAUACAAACGUGACCAGAGCUAACUGUAACAAAAUCAUUAUGCUGUUUACUGACGGUGGAGAGGAGAGAGCCCAGGAGAUCUUCGCCAGAUACAACCCUGACAAGAAGGUUCGGAUUUUCACUUUCUCUGUUGGCCAGCACAACUACGACACUGGACCUAUACAGUGGAUGGCCUGUGCCAAUAAAGGUUACUUCUAUGAAAUCCCUUCUAUAGGAGCCAUCCGCAUAAACACACAGGAGUAUCUGGAUGUCCUGGGCAGACCCAUGGUCCUGGCUGAUGCCAAGCAAGUGCAAUGGACCAAUGUUUACCUGGAUGCACUGGAGCUGGGUUUGGUCAUUACAGGCACGCUGCCCGUCUUCAACAAGACAAAAUCCAAAGAGGAUGGUUCCCGCAACCAGCACCAGAACCAGCUAAUUCUGGGUGUGAUGGGUGUGGAUGUGUCUCUGGACGACAUUAAAAGACUAACACCACGCUUUACUAUUGGUCCUAAUGGUUAUUAUUUUGCAAUUGACCCCAAUGGCUAUGUGCUGCUCCACCCAAACCUCCAGCCAAAGAAUCCCAAAUUCCAGGAACCUGUUACUCUGGACUUCCUGGAUGCUGAACUGGAAAAUGACAUUAAAGUCCAGAUAAGAACAAAGAUGAUUGAUCGGGUUCCUGGUGAGAAGACGAUUGAAACAUUGGUCAAAUCUCAGGACGAGAGAUACAUUGAUCGAGGAGUGAGGACUUACACUUGGGCACCGGUUAAUGGCACAGACUACAGCUUGGCCUUGGUUUUGCCCGAGUACAACAUGCACUACAUUGAGGCAAACCUAGUGGACCUAAAACAAGCCAUGUGGCAAAAGGUCUCUGAGACUAUGCAAGUGGAGAAAUUUGAGGAGUUUGGCUACACCUUUAUUGCGCCCAGGGAAUUUUGCCAGGACCUGAAAUUCUCUAUGAACAACACCCAGUUCCUCAUAGAUUUCAACGAGUACAUUGACAAGAGAACACCCAGCGACCCCAUGUGUAACGUGACUCUAGUCAACAGGCUGUUGCUGGAUGCUGGGCUUACAGCCGAACUGGUCAAACUCUGGAGGGAGCAGCCCAUAGAAGGAGUGUUAGCCAGGUUUGUGGCUACUGAUGGUGGCAUCACACGGGUUUACCCGAAAAGUUCUGGAGAGGAGUGGAGUGAAAAUGCUGAAACCUUUGAUUCCAGCUUUUACAAGAGGAGUUUAGACAAUGACAUAUACAUCUUUACUGCCCCCUAUGUCAACAAGAGCAGAGAGUCCAGCUAUGAGUCUGGUAUUCUGGUCAGUAAAGCCGUGGAACUGGACUUCAAAGGAGUUAAACUCAAACCGGCUGUGGUGGGAGUCAAACUCAAUGUGUCUGCCUGGAUGAACAGCUUCAUGAACGCCACCAUGAAGAUAAACUGCAAGGAUGAGAUCUGCGGCUGCCUCAGGAAUGAUAAGCACGUGGACUGUGUGAUACUGGAUGACGGGGGCUUCCUGCUCAUGUCCAAUCAGGACGAGUAUAUCACACAGAUAGGACAGUUUUUCGGUGAGGUGGACCCUAUACUGAUGAUCAGUCUGGUGAACACAUCGCUCUACUCCUUUAAUAAAACCUACGACUAUCAGUCAGUGUGUGACCCUGAGAGGGAAAGCAAGGCUGCUGCUGGGCCCCGAUCCGUCUACGUGCCUACCAUAGCGGAUAUGCUGAGUCUUGGCUGGUGGGCCUCCACUGCUGCCUGGUCAGUGCUACAGCACUUCCUCCUCACUCUCACUUACCCAAGUUUUCUAGAGGCAGCCUACUCAGAGGAGGACCUCUCAGAUGCAUAUUCCAAAGAGAGCUGCAUAACAGAGCAGACUCAGUAUUUCUUUGAGAAUGAUAACAGGUCAUUUCAAGGUGUGCUGGACUGUGGAAACUGUUCAAGAAUGUAUCGUGCAGAGAAGCUCCCCAGCACUAACCUGGUGUUUCUGAUCACUGAUGCUAAGAGCACCUGCCUCUCCUGCGACACCAAACCUCUGAGGCAGGCUGAGCAGCCCUCUACUGGACCAGACCCAUGCAUGCUGGCCCACAAUCCACGCUACAGGAAAGGCCCAGAUGUCUGUUUCGACAACAACGCUGAUGAGGAUGCGUCUGACUGCGGUGGCGGCUGCAGUUUGACUCCCUCUCUCCUACACGUGCUGGCCCUUCAGCUACUGCUGCUCUGGCUGCUUAGUGGACCCAGAGGCUGCUCAUCCUGACAAGUCCUGGCUGACUGACCACCACACAACAACAGAUUGACCAUUACCACAGUUAACCAGCACAUAGACAACUGGAUUCUUCACACAUGACCAGCUGCUAUAGCACCAUCUUAGACCAGUGUGCAACUACAGACCGACCGCAAUUAUAAACGAACAGCAACACAGACACGAAAGACAGCGUCACUUACUCAGACUUGGUCAUCUUUAGAAGUACACAAGUACACAUACACAAAGACAAAGGUGCAAAGUGUGACACUCACAUCCCAACACACUAUAUGCAUAUCUAGUGCCAGAGGCAAGCAGUAGAGCAUCUGCAGAGAGAGGGACCCUCUCAGAGGCCUGCCUCAUCCCAGCCAGGACACAGAAAGAGAGAGAGAGAGGCUGUUCUAGUGGAGAGAUCAGAGUUAACUGGGUCAGCAUCAUAUUCAGACACGAGUGGAUUCCACCCAGGCACUUCAGGUCCUCUGGAUGAAGAGAAAAAGACUAUUAUUCUACUAAAAGAGCUUGUCUUUUUUGAAUUUUCGUCCUUUAAUUUCCCUUUGAAUUCACUGGAAAAAAUGAAUGCUGGGACUCUCAUACUGCCAUGCUUAAAGAGAGAGGAGGAUGCUCCCAGCAAAUGUAGCAGUGUGUUUCUUUUUUUGUGGUGUUUUUCUGUUUGCCUGUUAUUGCUGCACUUGUUUGAAGCUUGCAGAGGGUUUGAUCCUUAAUCUGAAUGUCUGACCUGGUCACACAGAUUUGAAUGAAGUGGUGUGAAGUGGCACAUCACAAACUGACUGUGUGGGCAGUUUUUGUAUGUAACCCAGUUGCGCAUAAACUGAGCCAUUCAAAUGAAAAUCAUUUGAAAAGGAUUCAGAGAACCUUUAGUGUAGGGCUUUUAUUCUGGCACAAGUCAAACAAAUCUAUGACUCCCCUGGCUAAAUUGAAUGUGCUGCAUAUUUUUUUUGUCCAGUCUCCUGGCCCGAGCUACUGGACCAUUGUGUGUUUUAUUGUCUGUCAUCCAGAUACUUGAUCUACUAGAAUUGGUUCCAACAUGAGUUUACCGUGAUAUCAUAUGGAUGUCCAUCUGAAUUGCUUCCUUUGUGUGAAGCACAGAUACAUGCCAAACUCUGAACAAUGUCCGGUUUCUCAUGUCCAUUAUCCAGAAAGACACUUCUUUGGCCAAACCUACAGAUCGCUGAAGAAACUCCCACUGCGUUUUCUCAUGUAUUUAUUCAUUUAUUUAUUUCAUCAUUCAUUUAUUUAUUAAAAUAAGAUUUAAACAGAUUAAAAUGAGACGAUUCAACAACAAUCAUCAAAGCUCUCAGUUGCAGUCCCCCUAAUUUAAAGCAAGCGUAAUGUCUGACUGUGUGAAAGCCCUGCCAGUUCUAACUGUAGAAAAUAAUAUUGCCAGCGGCAGCAUUAAAUUGAGUUAUUACAACCUUUCCUACUGUGUCCACAAAUACAAGCACAUGACUUCACUGAACUCCUCUAAUGGAGCUUUUGCCAUUUUUAUUUGGAUUAGACACAUUUGUCGAGGCUGUGGUUUUGUCACACUAAUAAUGUUAAACAAUGCUGAAUGUUGCAGGUGAAAAGUUCACGUGUCAAAGUGAUUGCCAAAUGCGUGUGAAAUAUGGCAUAUUGAAAUAUACUUUUUCGUGAAUCUGUAGCAUAGUAGAAGGGCGUAUGUGGGCGGGUGGAGACGCUGCAAACUUGGACAAGUUCGUCAGACUGUUUCCCAUGAGCAAACUCACUCUUGAAUGCGUCUACUGUAUCAUGUAGCAUCAUAUAUGCAUUGCUCUUGUGAAUCUCCAAAAGCUUUUUUGGAGGCUUUGUAGGUCUAGAUUUCUCACCUCAGGCCUGUGGAAGAUGUCAUAGCAUGUUUGUAUUUAAACGCCUCGCUUUGAGAGGAUGCGUGGUCUGACAUGAGCCACGGAGAACAGUGCGUAUACCCCUUGGUGCCCGGUCCAAACUCUAUGUAUAUAGGCUACCCUGAUGAAAAAGUGUAUGGACACUGCAUUGUUUGUCUUUCACUAUGUGUGCAGUACCAACACUACAUCCUAUGUUGUGUCCAAAAAAGCAAAUGAUCACAAUUCCGUGAUAUCUAUUAUAAAGCUUGAACUGAAAUUUUGGCAGUGCCUAUAUGAUUUCUCAUGUUAACUUGGAAGUAAAUGCUCAUCGCGGGAUUUCAUUACAUGUUUUCAUGUUGUACCAUUAAAGAAAAGUUUUAUUGUUCCAUUUGGAGACACUACACAAUGUUAGGGCAGGUUACGAAAGCGUAAUUUCUCUUUGUGAUAAAUGUCACAUUUAGAGAGGAGAAAAAAAGAAUAUCAGCAUAUCUAGGGAUUCCUGGGUUCCCAUAACAGGAUUCCACUUCACAUAAGAGGAAAUGAUAAAGCUUUUUUGGCUGUGUUCCUGCUGUUACAGAGUACAUCCACAAUUCACUACAGCUCACAAUGAAAGGUACUGUGUAACACUGUGAACUUGCAUGUAUUACUAAAUGUGUCUAUCCAAAAGCACCUGAGCCCCCUUAUGUAAAGUGGGAUCAGUAGAUGUUUUUUUGUUUUGUUUUGUUUGUGUGUGUGUGUGUGUGUGUGUGUUUCUGAAUGCUGCUGUCGGCUGCUGCGCUGUCCUGUUGGGCUGCUGUGUGUCCGUGCUUCGGAACGUACCACUGGUGCUGAUGAUGCUCGAUGUGCCAGGAGGGUUCUCUCGGAUCAUGCUUUAUUUCUAGAGUGUUUAUUGAAGUUGCUCUUAAUCUGCGUUUGCUGGUGUGGGGGCGUGGCCUGUGCAUCUGUAGCCCCGCCUAUCUUUCAGGUUGCGCUCUACAACAGUUUACUCUUUUGUGAACUCGACAAGCCUGAAAACGAUUUUGUAUACAUUUGUACAAUGUUAUUAAAGAAGACAAUGGAAAAAAAAAACAAAAAAAUAAUGUUUGUAAUGAAAUUCAAAUGUGUUCAUUCUUGUGCAAAUAUAAUAUAUUCACAAUAAAAGUUUAUUGUUAUUAAA
This is a messenger RNA of Pygocentrus nattereri (red-bellied piranha), 6554 nucleotides long. RefSeq names its product voltage-dependent calcium channel subunit alpha-2/delta-1. Gene Ontology annotation, molecular function: voltage-gated calcium channel activity. The record is from RefSeq and is a predicted model, not a curated record. The transcript is spliced from 39 exons. Gene Ontology annotation, cellular component: L-type voltage-gated calcium channel complex. Lineage: Eukaryota; Metazoa; Chordata; Actinopteri; Characiformes; Serrasalmidae. The coding region runs from base 327 to 3572 and encodes 1081 amino acids.